Zea mays is the source of this 2367-nucleotide messenger RNA. RefSeq names its product L-type lectin-domain containing receptor kinase SIT2. The transcript has a single exon. Gene Ontology annotation, molecular function: carbohydrate binding; protein kinase activity; ATP binding. The record is from RefSeq and is a predicted model, not a curated record. Lineage: Eukaryota; Viridiplantae; Streptophyta; Magnoliopsida; Poales; Poaceae. Bases 128 to 2179 code for a protein of 683 amino acids. Gene Ontology annotation, biological process: protein phosphorylation.
GUGGAAAUUAUAAAUUCCUCAUAGAGGUAGCAAGUUGUGCAGCUAAGCUAGUGUUUGUUUCAUCUUAGCACAGCCAGCUGCCCAGCUGCCCAGCUUCUCUUCCCUCAUAGUCGAAGACGUCGUAGCCAUGUCAUCCCUUCUGAAGCUGGUGGUGUUUCUUGGCCUCACCUUUGCAACCUCGUUCGCAAGAAGUAACGAUCCCAUGUUCGCCUACAACGGUUUCUCCAACACCAACCUCGAGCUCGACGGCACGGCCUCCAUCACGGAGAACGGCCUGCUCGAGCUGACCAACGGCAAGGUCAUGAGCAAAGGCCACGCUUUCUUCCCGGAUCCACUGCGCUUCCGCAGAUCCCCCAACAGCACGGUUCAGUCCUUCUCCGCCUCGUUCGUGUUCGGGAUCAUCUCGGUGUACAACAACCUUAGCAGCCACGGGCUGGCCAUGUUCGUCGCCCCAGGCAAGGACUUCUCCGCCGCGACGCCGGUGGGCUACCUGGGCCUCUUCAACGCGCAGAACGACGGCAACGGCACCAACCGCGUCUUCGCUCUCGAGCUCGACACCUACCAGAACAGCGAGUUCCAGGACAUCGACAACAACCAUGUCGGCAUCAACGUCAACGGCCUCCACUCCGUCGAGUCCCACGCCGCCGGCUUCUACCGUGAUCGAAACGGCACGUCUGAGUCGUUCGAGGACCUGACGCUCUGCAGCCAGCAAGCGAUGCAGGUGUGGGUGGACUACGACAGCGAGAGCGCACGGAUCAGCUCCACCGUAGCUCCUCUCAACACGGCGAGACCGAAGCGGCCGACGGUAUCGGCGUCCUACAACCUGUCGGCCGUGCUCGCAGAUGUGGCGUACGUCGGCUUCUCGUCUUCGACAGGAAAGAUAAACUCGAGACACUACGUCCUUGGCUGGAGCUUCGCCAUGAACGGCCCUGCCCCUGCCAUCGACACCUCCAGUCUGCCGAAGCUGCCUCUUGCACGUUCCAAGCCUCACCGUCCGGUCCUGGAGGUCGUUCUGCCAGUUGCAACGGCCGCGCUGCUCGUCGCCGCUGGUGCCGUCGUUUUCCUCUCGGUCAGGAGGCACAUCAGGUACGCCGAGCUGAGGGAGGACUGGGAGGUCGAGUUCGGCCCGCACAGGUUCUCGUACAAGGACUUGUUCCGCGCAACGGAAGGGUUUGGGGACAAGAACCUGCUAGGAACCGGAGGAUUCGGAAGGGUGUACAGGGGAGUGUUGCCGAGGUCUAAGCUGAAGGUGGCUGUGAAGAAAGUGUCGCAUGACUCGAAACAAGGCAUGAAGGAGUUCAUCGCGGAGGUCGUGAGCAUCGGCCGCCUCCAGCACCGCAACCUGGUGAAGCUACUCGGGUACUGUCGGCGUAAAGGCGAGCUCCUUCUGGUGUACGACUACGUGCCCAACGGAAGCCUCGACAGGUACCUGUAUGGGAGGAACGGGAACCAGCAGGCCAUGGCGGCGGCGCCGGCGACGCUGGACUGGUCUCGAAGGUUCCGCAUCAUUAAGGGCAUAGCGUGCGGUCUGCUCUACCUCCAUGAGGAGUGGGAGAAAGUGGUCAUCCAUCGGGACAUCAAGGCGAGCAACGUCCUCCUCGACGACGACAUGAACGCGAGGCUAGGCGAUUUCGGCCUUGCGAGGCUGUACGACCAUGGCGUCGAUCCGCAAACGACGCACGUGGUCGGCACCAUUGGCUACCUAGCUCCGGAACUUGCGUGCACCGGCAAGGCCACGCCGCUGACGGAUGUGUUCGCCUUCGGUGUGUUCGUUCUCGAGGUCGCGUGUGGGCGAAGGCCUAUCAAACACAGUGAGGCGCAGCAGAACCGGCUCGUGCUCUUUGACUGGGUGUUCCAGCAUUUGCAGAAUGGGUCGCUCACCGAUGCGAUCGACGGCAGGCUCAAAGGGGACUACGAUGUCGACGAGGCGUGCCUGGCGUUGAAGCUGGGACUGUUGUGCUCACACCCGUUUGCCAGUGCAAGGCCCAGCAUGCGGCAAGUCAUGCAGUACCUCCAUGGCGAUGUGUCGCCUCCGGAACUAGCGCCCACCCACCAAAGCUUUGAGGCCCUGGCCCUGAUGCAAGAAGAUGGCUUCGACCCAUACAUCAUGUCGUAUCCUUCGUCAACUGCGACUGCAAGCAUUGGAACAGUUUCGGCCACAAUGUCUCAAGGAAGAUGACAUAUGCACGAUACACGACGUGGAGUGAUUAUUGUGUCUUUGUCUGUAUACAGUAGAAGGGCCUAGCUUUUUAUUAGUUACAGUGCCUCCCCGUUUGUAGGAGAUUGGCAAACUGUGAUGUACCUUUUCAUCUCCAUCCUAAUUAUAUUCCUAUAAAUUCAAGGGACAAAUUAAUAAUGUCACUACUA